This is a messenger RNA of Periophthalmus magnuspinnatus, 3794 nucleotides long. Its product is annotated as unconventional myosin-Ic-like. The record is from RefSeq and is a predicted model, not a curated record. The transcript is spliced from 32 exons. Gene Ontology annotation, cellular component: actin cytoskeleton; cytoplasm; myosin complex. Bases 427 to 3564 code for a protein of 1045 amino acids. Gene Ontology annotation, biological process: vesicle transport along actin filament; actin filament organization. NCBI's taxonomy places the organism in Eukaryota, Metazoa, Chordata, Actinopteri, Gobiiformes, Gobiidae. Gene Ontology annotation, molecular function: microfilament motor activity; ATP binding; actin filament binding.
AGCGAUCUCAUAGUCUUUAUAUGCGUUUAUAUCCUGCUCACUGAUUAUGUGUUUGUAGUUAGAGGCUCUUAGCAACAUUUUCCUAGCCAAUCCAGCAGCGUUUUGUCCCCGGAUGUUUUUAAGCCUGUGACGUAUGUGAGGAGUUCCUUCCCUCAGUACUUUGCGCUGUUUGGUUUUAAAAGGAAGGAGAGCUGGACUUUUGCUUGACCUGUCACCGUGUGGAGGUGUGAACAAGAUAUUUAUUUUGUGCUCACAGGGAUGCCAGAAAGAGAGGCAAAGUGAUUGAAAGAUUGAAGAAAGUUGCAGAGAACAGUUUUGCUCAUGAAAAAGGGAAGAUGAAUAGAUACUUUUAAGGAGUGCGCUGGACCCAGAAGAGGAGUGCCACUAAGAGUAAACCCCAGCUUCAAACUACUACUAAAAGACAAGAUGAGAUACCAAGCCAGGGAGGUUGAUGUUGAUGGGAGGGUGCGUCUAGUGAUGGAGAGUGCAUUGACAGCACGGGACAGGGUCGGGGUCCAGGACUUUGUCCUUUUGGAGAAUUACAACAGUGAGGCAGCCUUCAUAGAGAACCUACGGCGCCGCUUCAGAGAAAACCUCAUCUAUACGUACAUUGGCUCUGUGUUGGUGUCAAUGAAUCCAUACAAAGAGCUGGAGAUUUACUCCGAACAACAGAUGGAGCGGUACAGAGGGGUCAGCUUCUACGAGAUAUCACCUCAUAUCUAUGCACUGUCUGACAACACAUACAGAGCCAUGCGCACUGAGAGGAAAGAUCAGUGUAUCCUAAUCUCAGGUGAGAGUGGAGCAGGAAAAACUGAAGCUUCAAAGAAGAUCCUGUUGUACUAUGCGGUCACCUGUCCAGCCAAGGACCAAAUGGACACUCUGGGGAACAAGCUGCUGCAGUCCAACCCUGUGCUAGAGGCUUUUGGUAAUGCUAAAACACUUCGGAAUGACAACUCUAGUCGCUUUGGAAAAUAUAUGGAUGUGCAGUUUGAUUUUAAGGGUGCCCCGGUAGGUGGUCAUAUCCUAAACUACCUGCUGGAGAAGUCUCGUGUUGUUCAUCAAAACCACGGCGAGAGAAACUUCCAUAUCUUCUAUCAGCUUUUGGAAGGAGGAGAAGACGAGCUGAUGAAAAGACUGAACCUGGACAGAAACCCACAGAGCUACAACUAUUUAGUCAAAGGCAAUUGUCCCAGAAUCAGCUCUAUCAGUGACAAGAACAACUGGAAGACUGUCAUGAAUGCCCUCCCUGUUAUUGGCUUCACAGAGGAUGAUGUGCGGAAUGCACUGAACAUAAUCGCCAGCAUUCUCCAUUUGGGAAACACGCAGUUUGGAGAAGGGGAGGAUGGGGAAACUCAUAUUACCAAUGAAGAGCAGAUAACAAGGCUUGAGAAGCUGUUGGGAGUUGAUGGCUCUGCCCUGGGGGAGGCACUCACCCACAAGAAACUCACAGCCAAAGGAGAAGAGAUGAUCAGCCCUUUAAAUUUUGAGCAGGCUGUGUCAGCUCGAGACGCCUUGGCCAAAGCUGUUUAUGGCCGUGCGUUUACAUGGUUGGUAGAGAAAAUCAAUCAAUCACUAGCUGUCAAGGAGGAAAUUUAUCAGAGCGGCAAAGCAUCCACAGUAAUAGGACUACUCGACAUCUAUGGCUUUGAGGUGUUGCAGAACAAUAGUUUUGAGCAAUUCUGCAUCAACUACUGCAAUGAGAAGCUGCAGCAACUGUUUAUUGAGCUCACUCUCAGAUCUGAACAGGAGGAGUAUGAGACAGAGGGGAUUGCGUGGGAACCGGUGAUGUAUUUUGACAACAAGAUCAUUUGUGACCUCAUAGAAGAAAAGCACAAAGGCAUCAUUUCCAUUUUGGAUGAGGAGUGUUUGAGACCUGGGGAAACAUGUGACAUUUCAUUUUUAGAGAAACUGGAGGACUCACUUGGUGGUCAUCCACAUUUUGUCACUCACAAGUUGGCCAAUGGAAAAACACGCAGAGUAAUGAACAGAGAGGAAUUUAGACUGUUGCACUACGCAGGAGAGGUCAACUACAAUGUUAAUGGUUUUCUGGAUAAAAAUAAUGAUUCACUAAACAGGAAUUUGAAGGAGGUUAUGUGUCAGUCAGACAACCACAUCCUUAGUCACUGUUUCCGAAGAGAGGAGGUCUUUGACCAGAAACGAUCAGAAAUGGCUGCAACACAGUUUAAAAAUAGCCUGUUGAAACUAAUGGAGAUUCUCAUGUCCAAAGAGCCGUCCUAUGUGCGCUGUAUCAAGCCAAAUGACUGCAAACAACCAGGUAGAUUUGAUGAGAUCCUGAUCCGGCACCAGGUGAAAUACCUGGGUUUGAUGGAGAACCUGCGUGUCCGCAGAGCUGGCUUUGCCUACAGGCGUCGAUUUGAAGCCUUCCUUCAGAGAUAUAAGCCGCUCUGUCCAGAGACAUGGCCAAACUGGCAUGGUCCACUUGCUGAUGGGGUAUCUAUACUGGUGAACCACCUGGGCUACAAACCAGAAGAAUAUAAGCUUGGCAGAUCAAAAAUUUUCAUUCGUUUUCCAAAAACCCUCUUCAACACAGAAGAUGCUCUAGAAGCAAAGAAGCCAGAGAUUGUCUUGACCCUGCAAACAUCUUGGAGAGGAUACAGAGAAAGAGCCAAAUACAAACGCAUCAGACACGCAGUGAUUGUGAUCCAGUCUUUCUGGCGAGGUAUGAAGGCACGGAGACGGGCCAAGAGGCGAAGGGAAGCUGCAAACUUGAUACGCAGACUCAUUAAAGGCUUUAUCUAUCGUCACAAUGAUUACUGUUCUGAAAAUGAGUAUUUCAUCGAUCACGUACGCCGCUCUUUUCUCAUGAAGCUGAGCAAAAACCUGCCCAAAAGUGUUUUGGACAAAAACUGGCCAACACCUCCUCCUUCGCUCAUAGAGGCUUCUGAACAUCUACAAAGGCUUCACCUGUGCAAUAUGGUGACAAAAUACUGCAGAAGCAUCCAGCCUGAAUGGAAAAAACAGAUGACACAGAAGGUUGCAGCUAGUGAGCUCUUUAUGGAUCAAAAGGACAGCUAUCCUAUGAGUGUUCCCAGACUGUUUUUGGACUCCAGGCUCGAACGUGAACACAUCAAUCUCAAAGUUGUUCAGACACUUGGAAAUGACAAAGUACAGUAUGGUGUGAGAGUUGUUAAAUACGACAGGAGAGGGUUCAAGCCUCGCCCUCGACAGUUGCUCCUGACCAACACAUUUGCUGUGCUCGUGGACAAGACUAAAAUUAAGCAGAAAAUCGACUACAAUGCCCUAAGAGGCAUCUCUGUGAGUUCGCUCAGUGAUGGGAUGAUUGUCCUGCACAUGCCCAAUGAGGACAAGAAGCAGAAGGGCGAUGUAGUGUUGCACUGCACCCAUGUGAUCGAACUGGUGACAAAACUAGCCCUGAUGGCAAACAAGACCAACUACGUGAACAUCAGCUCGAGCAGCAUAAGGUUUGUCAUCGCUCGUGGCAGAGAGGGCUUUGUUGAUUUUACCAGGGGCUCUGAAUUGAGCGUGGUCAAAGGUAAAAGAGGACAUCUGCUAGUGACUGCCCCUAACAUCAAUAACACAUGAAGGAACACAAGGCAGAAUUCUGUGUGGAUUACCGCUACUCAAAAGGUCCUAUUGUCACGCAAACGCAUAGAAGAUAUAUUUCUCUUCACUGUUUCACAAAUAACAUUAACAUUGCCACAACUCCAAUGCUUUGUCUUUAUUAACAAUCAUGUAAUACACAAUAACUUUCUGUUGUAACAAAUACAUUUUUAAAUAAAUAAAUUACAAAUAAAUAGCAUAAAUAACAAAAA